UGCCCUGAGGAGCCGUAUGCCGCUCCGCGCGGCCCCGCUGCUUCGGCUCUCUACGCCGGUCGCGGCGUGGCCGUGGCCCUGGCGCCGGGCGGGUGGUGCGAGGGCUCGCCAGAGGCCCCGCCGGAGCCUCUGGGAAGAAGGCCAGCUUGUGGCAUCAUGGCAGCAGCCACGCGUGACAGCGGAGGGUUGCGCUGA
Messenger RNA from Prorocentrum cordatum, 195 nucleotides. Lineage: Eukaryota; Dinophyceae; Prorocentrales; Prorocentraceae. The record is from the annotation of a GenBank genome assembly.